UCCAGACACUCCAUUACCCAACUCAUUCACUCUAAAUCCAAUCCCAAUUUAGAAAAAAAGAUUCAAUUUUUUCCAUAAAUUUCGAGAAUUCGCCAUGGCUACCGUGAAUCUAAGCUCAUGGGUACAUCACUCUUGCAGAACACCCAGAACCGUACCCGGAUCCAUACCCGGGUCCAACAAAUCCGUCAUCAAAAUCCAACCUUUCCUUCUCCGACAAAAACUCACCGCUUUAUCAGUCACCAGAGAAGAGAGUAACAACAGUAUCGUCCAGGAAGGAGAAGAAGACAGCCUCAAAUUCGAUUUCAUGUCUUACAUGAUCGGCAAAGCGGAUUCCGUCAAUCAAGCUCUAGACUCCGCCGUCUCGCUCCGAGAACCGAUCAAGAUCCACGAGGCGAUGCGUUACUCGCUCCUUGCCGGCGGAAAACGAGUGAGACCGGUUCUCUGCAUCGCCGCGUGCGAGCUAGUCGGCGGCGAAGAAUCCGCCGCGUUACCGGCGGCUUGCGCGGUCGAAAUGAUCCACACGAUGUCGCUAAUCCACGACGACCUCCCAUGUAUGGACAACGACGAUCUCCGCCGCGGAAAACCCACCAACCACAAAGUCUUCGGCGAAGACGUCGCCGUUUUAGCCGGAGACGCGCUUUUAUCGUUUGCCUUUGAGCAUUUAGCGACGUCGAGGGUAUCUCCGGCGAGGGUGGUUAGAGCAAUCGGAGAGCUAGCGAGAGCCGUUGGAUCAGAAGGGCUUGUGGCGGGUCAAAUCGUGGAUCUAAGCAGUGAAGGGAUGGAUCAAAACGACGUCGGAUUAGAGCUUUUGGAGUUUAUCCACAUUCAUAAAACGGCGGUUUUGCUGGAGGCGGCGACGGUGCUGGGAGCCAUCGUUGGUGGUGGAUCCGACGAAGAGAUAGAGAAGCUGAGGAGAUUCGCGAGAUGCAUUGGAUUGUUGUUUCAGGUGGUUGAUGAUAUAUUGGAUGUGACGAAAUCGUCGGAGGAAUUGGGAAAAACCGCCGGAAAAGAUUUGAUCGCCGAUAAGCUGACGUAUCCGAAGUUAAUGGGUCUUGAGAAAUCGAAAGAAUUUGCAAAGAAGUUGAUGAGUGAUGCUCAAGAACAGCUUCAAGGAUUUGAUCCGGAAAAGGUUGCACCUUUAUUGGCUUUGGCUAAUUACAUUGCCAAAAGACAGAAUUAAACUCAAUUGCGAAUGUUUAGUUAUUGGGUAAUAUUCUCCGUCAAGAGAGUUAGAAACUAAAGAAAGAGAACAUUAUGAUUCAUGUUCUAGUUUCUCUAACAGUCUUUUGUUGGUUAUAAAGAUUGGAAGUUUUUUACUUAUUGUGAAA
This is a messenger RNA of Eutrema salsugineum, 1328 nucleotides long. RefSeq names its product geranylgeranyl pyrophosphate synthase 7, chloroplastic. Gene Ontology annotation, molecular function: geranylgeranyl diphosphate synthase activity. NCBI's taxonomy places the organism in Eukaryota, Viridiplantae, Streptophyta, Magnoliopsida, Brassicales, Brassicaceae. Bases 95 to 1180 code for a protein of 361 amino acids. Gene Ontology annotation, biological process: isoprenoid biosynthetic process. The record is from RefSeq and is a predicted model, not a curated record. The transcript has a single exon.